UAAAGAUUGCACAUGUUCUUCGAGCAACCUGGAACUUGGGUAAUCAGGUGUGGAGCUUUUGCUGUUAUCAAUCCGAAACUCGAUACAGAUGUAUAAUACCUACAUAUUUGCAGCUGGUUGGCCAGCCGACGGCCAGCAGCGAGGCUAUCAAUGUUGUUCGAUGGUCGGCCUGAGAAUGUUUGGACGAGGAGUGUCAUAGGACUUAUUUUACCCAUAGUGGUCGUUGCUGGGUCUCUGGUAUCGGAUCUGAGAUACAGGUUCAGAGCACAGCUCAAAAGAGUCAACAAACAGUUACACGUAACUGACGGCAAAGACAGUUUAUCAGGCACUGGCGGAGGCUCAAAGGUGUUCCCUUCUAGAGAACUUGCAGGACCAAUUCAAGCAGGUCAUAGAAUGCCUCUCCGCCGCCCUCCACCUUCUCCAACCCUAAGCCUAGAAGCAGCGUCCUCUUAUCUUGAGGAUCACGUAGAGAAAGAUGGCUCGCAAUCUGGCUGGCGUAAAGGUGACCCAGUGUUUCCCUUUCCUCGCCGCCACCGCCAACGAGCGUCUUGGGUGUCAGAUGGGUCGAUGGAAGAGGGCUGGCUCCGGGUAAGGCCGUGUCCACAGAGGCCGCCGAAGGAGCGGAGAGCGGUACUUGAAUCUUGACGGACGGUCAGCGGCGCAUCUGAGAGCUCGGGGCAGGUGCACUCACCCACUGAGCAAGUCGGCCGUCCUGUGAGGCUGUUAUCAUGAUCUUGUCCGAGAAACUGAGCGACUCAACUUCGGUCGCGACCCCAUUGACAUUUCCGAUCGUUCUCUUUGAUGGAGCCGGAAAGGGCUCUGUCCGAACGGAAUCCCCAUCCAUCGCAGAGGAGGGAGAGAGGAGAUGCUUGCUCAAAUGGGUAGCCUCCUAUGGAACUUGUCGGACAGGACUGAGUUAACGACUUGACAACCGACCAGACUCCACAGA
Chaetomium strumarium is the source of this 949-nucleotide messenger RNA. RefSeq lists its product as uncharacterized. Lineage: Eukaryota; Fungi; Ascomycota; Sordariomycetes; Sordariales; Chaetomiaceae. The transcript has a single exon. The record is from RefSeq and is a predicted model, not a curated record. The coding region runs from base 151 to 645 and encodes 164 amino acids.